This is a messenger RNA of Ostertagia ostertagi, 489 nucleotides long. The record is from the annotation of a GenBank genome assembly. Lineage: Eukaryota; Metazoa; Nematoda; Chromadorea; Rhabditida; Trichostrongylidae.
AUGAUCAUUAGUUCCAUCACUUCAUUAAUCCUGAUCAACUGGCUCGCUAUGCUUUAUUUCACUUGCUAUCCAACAUCGUUGAUAAUCGAAUACACAAGAAAAGAUGUGGUAGAUAACUACGGGAUUGAUCCGAAUAGGAAGGCAUUUUUCGGACUGUCGAUGAUGUUUAUUUCGACAGCGGAAUACAUACUUCUUGUGGAGACUUUCUUUUUUAUACUGGUACUCGGCACUGUUGUGGCGUUCUGUGCGUGGAGUAUUGAUCACUGUCUAAGAGUGAACGCAAUGAGUCUCCAAACAAAGAAACUCCAUCGACAAAUGCUAAUCAUGCUUAUUCUGCAGCCUAACAAGGAGCGUUCCGUAUACAAUCCUAUUAAAUCGAUUCCUAUUGCAGAGUGCGUGCCCGGCGACACUGCUCAGCGCACCUCUUUGUUCGAUGUACCUGCUUCUGUUCACAGGUGUCAGAAGUCCAGUAGCGAUGAGCUACACUAU